AUGAAAGGUGUUUAUUUCCUUGUGGCGUUUGUUCUGUUUGCUCUGGCUUCCACACUUGCCUCUGCCUCCGACCCCAGCCCUCUUCAGGACUUCUGUGUAGCAAUUAAUGAUACCAACAACACCUAUACUAAAUACAGAAUGUUUUUUCUUUCCAUUUAUGCAGUUUUUGUUAAUGGCAAGUUCUGCAAGGACCCAAAGCUUGCCACCCCAAUGGACUUCUUCUUUUCGGGGCUCAACAUUCCAGGAAAUACAUCAAACCAACUAGGAUCAAAAGUCACUCCAGUCAAUGUUGCCCAAAUACUAGGACUUAACACUCUUGGCAUCUCAUUGGCUCGACUUGACUUUGCACCCUAUGGUGGCCUAAACCCCCCUCACACUCACCCUCGUGCUACAGAAAUCCUAGUCGUAGUGGAGGGCACACUCCUCGUUGGCUUUGUUACAUCCAACCCCGAUAACCGUCUGAUCACCAAAGUCCUAUACCCUGGAGAUGUCUUUGUUUUCCCAAUCGGUCUCAUUCACUUCCAAUUCAACGUAGGGAACACCAACGCUGUUGCAUUUGCUGCUCUCAGCAGCCAAAACCCAGGGGUUAUCACCAUUGCAAAUGCAGUCUUUGGCUCUAACCCUGCCAUCAAUCCUGAUGUUCUUGCUAAGGCCUUCCAGCUGGAUAAGAACAUCGUUAACCAACUUCAACACCAGUUCUGGUGGGAUAACAACUAG
Messenger RNA from Durio zibethinus, 717 nucleotides. Lineage: Eukaryota; Viridiplantae; Streptophyta; Magnoliopsida; Malvales; Malvaceae. The record is from RefSeq and is a predicted model, not a curated record.